AUGCGUGAUUGCUGUAAAAAUGGAAUUACAGCCAUAGAUACACCUCAUCCCAGGAAUUCUGCUCUCGAUCAUCUCCUCAAGAAACUAUUACAGAAAUAUCACAAGGAAGUGAGGCGAGUUCACGACUGGACGCAGGUCACCACUGUGUACCUGGACACAUUUGUCGGCGCUGUAUUGGAUGUGGAUGCACAGAAUCAAAAAUUAAAGCGAAGUGUAUGGUACCAUGAGGUUUGGGAUGAUGAAUUUUUAUCCUGUAACUCCAGCAUGUUUGAUGACAUUCGAGAGAUCUCCCUACCUCUGAGUGCCAUCUGGGCCCCUGAUAUCAUCAUUAAUGAAUUUGUGGACAAUGAAAGGUCACCCAACCUUCCCUAUGUUUAUGUGAACUCAUCUAGGACAAUUAAGAACUCUAAGCCCAUCCAGGUGGUCUCUGCACGCAGUUUAGGGACAUACGCUUUUCUGUUUGAUAGCCAGAAUUGCAGCCUAACCUUCAAUAGCAUUCUGCACACAGUGGAUGAUAUGGACCUGGCCUUCCUCAGGAGCAGAGAAAACAUUAAGCAUGACAAAAAGGCAUUUUUGAAUGACAGUGAGUGGGAACUUCUUCCUGUGCCCUCAACAUAUAGCAUCCUGCAGAGCGGUGCUGGAGAUUUUGCACAGCUUCAGUUUAAUGUGGUGAUUCUCAGGUGCUCACUGGUCUAUGUCGUGAGGCUGCCGAUUCCCAGCAUCUUCCUCAUGCUUGUGGACCUGGGGAGCUUCUAGCUGCCACCCACCUGCUGUGCCAGGACUGUGUUCAACACCAGCGUGCUGGUGGGCUACACCGUCUUCAGGGUCAACAUGUCUGCUGAGAUGCCCAGGAGCACAGUGAGCACCCCUCUGGCUGGGGUCUUCUUCACAGUCUGUAUGGACUUCUUGGUUCUCAGCUUAUCUAAGUGCAUCCUGUUGGUCAAAUUCCUCCACAGUGAGCAGCACAGUGGGCAGGAGCAACCCCUCUUGUGCCUUCGAGGGGACACCAAUGCUGACGGGCCGAGAAUGGAUCCCAGGGCCCCAGCUUGCUGUAGUAACAGCACCGGUUCCCACUGA
Messenger RNA from Equus quagga, 1077 nucleotides. It is a transcript of the gene HTR3B, whose product is annotated as 5-hydroxytryptamine receptor 3B. Gene Ontology annotation, biological process: nervous system process; regulation of membrane potential; monoatomic ion transmembrane transport. NCBI's taxonomy places the organism in Eukaryota, Metazoa, Chordata, Mammalia, Perissodactyla, Equidae. Gene Ontology annotation, cellular component: neuron projection; synapse; postsynaptic membrane. Gene Ontology annotation, molecular function: transmembrane signaling receptor activity; neurotransmitter receptor activity; extracellular ligand-gated monoatomic ion channel activity. The record is from RefSeq and is a predicted model, not a curated record.